Saccharomyces mikatae IFO 1815 is the source of this 1641-nucleotide messenger RNA. It is a transcript of the gene CCT6, whose product is annotated as chaperonin-containing T-complex subunit CCT6. Gene Ontology annotation, cellular component: chaperonin-containing T-complex. Gene Ontology annotation, biological process: protein folding. Lineage: Eukaryota; Fungi; Ascomycota; Saccharomycetes; Saccharomycetales; Saccharomycetaceae. The transcript has a single exon. Gene Ontology annotation, molecular function: ATP hydrolysis activity; ATP binding; ATP-dependent protein folding chaperone. The record is from RefSeq and is a predicted model, not a curated record. The coding region runs from base 1 to 1641 and encodes 546 amino acids.
AUGUCAUUGCAAUUGCUGAAUCCGAAGGCAGAGUCCUUGAGAAGAGAUGCCGCUUUGAAGGUAAACGUUACAUCAGCUGAGGGCCUGCAGUCCGUACUGGAGACUAACUUGGGCCCUAAAGGUACUCUAAAGAUGCUUGUAGAUGGUGCCGGGAAUAUUAAGCUGACUAAAGACGGUAAAGUGUUGUUGACUGAGAUGCAGAUCCAGUCUCCCACGGCCGUGCUGAUUGCCAGGGCAGCUGCCGCCCAGGACGAAAUCACGGGCGAUGGUACUACGACAGUUGUGUGUCUCGUGGGUGAACUGCUUAGACAGGCGCAUCGUUUCAUUCAAGAAGGCGUACAUCCUCGGAUUAUCACGGAUGGUUUCGAGAUUGCGCGGAAGGAGUCUAUGAAGUUUUUAGAUGAAUUCAAGAUUAGCAAGACGGACUUGCCCAAUGAUAGAGAAUUUCUCUUGCAAGUGGCUCGGUCCUCGUUGUUAACCAAGGUGGACGCGGAGUUGACGGAGGUCUUGACGCCGAUUGUCACGGACGCUGUUUUGAGUGUGUAUGAUGCGCAAGCAGACAAUUUGGAUUUGCACAUGGUCGAGAUCAUGCAAAUGCAGCACCUUUCUCCCAAGGAUACGACUUUUGUUAAAGGUCUGGUAUUAGAUCACGGUGGCAGACAUCCUGACAUGCCCACCCGUGUGGAGAACGCGCACGUUCUGAUUCUGAAUGUGUCUUUGGAAUACGAGAAGACAGAGGUUAACUCCGGUUUCUUCUACAGUUCUGCGGACCAAAGAGACAAAUUGGCGGCUAGUGAAAGAAAAUUUGUGGAUGCCAAGUUGAAGAAGAUCAUUGAUUUGAAAAACGAAGUUUGCGGCAUGGAUCCGCACCAGGGCUUCGUUAUCAUAAAUCAAAAGGGUAUUGACCCCAUGUCUUUGGACGUUCUUGCGAAGCACAACAUCCUAGCUUUGAGGAGGGCCAAGAGACGUAACAUGGAGAGAUUGCAACUAGUCACCGGCGGUGAAGCGCAGAACUCAGUCGAGGACUUGUCACCUCAAAUUCUUGGGUUCUCCGGCCUGGUCUACCAAAAGACCAUAGGCGAGGAAAAAUUCACAUACGUCACAGAAAAUACCGACCCUAAGUCUUGCACCAUUCUAAUCAAGGGCUCUACUCAUUAUGCUCUUGCUCAAACAAAGGAUGCUGUGAGAGAUGGCCUAAGAGCAGUAGCAAACGUCCUCAAGGAUAAGAAUAUUAUUCCUGGAGCCGGUGCAUUUUACAUCGCUCUGUCGAGGUAUCUAAAGUCCGCCAAUUUGAACAAACUGGGCGCCAAGGGCAAAACAAAGACGGGUAUUGAAGCGUUUGCAGAAGCUUUGCUCGUAAUUCCGAAGACUCUGGUGAAAAACUCGGGUUUUGACCCGUUGGACGUCCUCGCAAUGGUGGAGGACGAGUUGGAUGACGCUCAAGACUCUGAUGAAACAAGAUAUGUCGGUGUGGACUUAAACAUAGGUGACUCGUGCGACCCUACUAUCGAGGGUAUUUGGGACUCCUAUCGCGUGUUAAGAAACGCUAUUACCGGUGCCACCGGUAUUGCAAGCAACCUAUUACUAUGUGAUGAAUUGUUGAGGGCUGGUAGAUCCACUUUGAAAGAAGCUCCACAAUAA